Molecule: messenger RNA, 273 nt
Organism: Dibothriocephalus latus
Lineage: Eukaryota; Metazoa; Platyhelminthes; Cestoda; Diphyllobothriidea; Diphyllobothriidae
Source: the annotation of a GenBank genome assembly
AUGCGGUUUACCGGUUCUAAUCUACAGCACUGCUGGAAUGCCAUACGGAUCGACGGCACUUGGCCCCUCGUUGACUGCCAGUGGGGGGCCCGUUCUGAUGCUGCGACAGGAGCCGACAAGGGGAAAGUAACCUAUGAAUUGGAGACCUUCUGGUUCCUCACCGACCCGGGUCAGUUUAUUAAUUCGCAGUUUCCGCACGAUGCCGACUGGCAACUGCUGCACAAUCCAAUCACUCUGGAGGUGAGUACUUGGCCUUCCCUCUGCUCCUCUUGA